CCCCCCCUCCCCGGUGGAGAGGCAGCACUGUGCGCUCGGCUGCGCUGCGCCGGAGGAAGCAAAGCGCGGAGAAGAAGAGUUCACAAAAAACUCACAGCGGAUUGUCUGGAUCUUGAUCUGUUUUCCUGCAGCGUGUCACUUCGGUGUGGACUGAGGGGGAAAAGGCAACAAACACCGCAGGGCUGCACCUGGGGCCCAAACCCCAACGCUGCAGCAUUAUGGGCAACUUCUCCAGCAAGGAAGGCCAUGGACCCACAGGGGCCCAUGGGGAGAGUUUCCACACUCCUCCUACUUCUCCGCAAAAUGACCUUCCUGCCGUCCCCCAACUCCUCCACGCCACCACGCCUCAUUCCUCCCUCGCUGCCCCACUUUCACCUCCACCUCCAGUCCCAGUCAUCACACCAAUCAGGAAGAAAUCUCAUCCCACCACCACCACGCCGACCACUCCCAGCAAAUUCAUUCCCGCUCCUAAUUGGAAGCCUCACCCGUCGGUCAGCUCAAACAGCCCAGCCACUGGCCCUGGAACCAGCCCGGUGCACAAUAACAAGCCUGGAGCUGCUGUGGGAAGGAACGGGGGUCCUCCUACCUCUACGCCUCGGACUCCGUCCUCCCAGGGGAAGACUGUGGUUUUCAGCCCCACAAAAAGCCCAUCUUCUCCGUGUAGUGCCUCACCUGUGGUGGGCAGUUCCUCAGGACUGACCUGGAGGGAAAGGGACAGUGGUCUGAGUCAGUCUUUAAUGCUGGGUCAUGAAUCUGGGGACGCCCCGGCUGAGGAAAGGGGAAAGCUGCUGGAGGAGUGUCAUACAUCACUGGGUAUCACCGACAGUCACGAUCGGGCCACGGACACAGAUGAGAUACUGAGGCAGCUCCUGGCAGAAGUGAAGACUUUGAAGAGCACUUUGCAGACAGAGCGUGGGGAGUGGCUGCAGUUCCAGGCUGACCUCCAGGUGGCGGUGUCAGUGGCCGACCGCCUGCGAGCAGAGGCAGAGGAGGAGCUGACGGCUCUCCGGACGGCACACAAAGAUGUUGAGAGGGAGCUGGCUGCUGCCCAGCAGAGGCAAAAAGAGGCUGAUACGCAACUUGUCACCCUGAGGGGGGAGGUGAAGGAGAGCAGGCAGAGACUGGCAAUGGUCAACCAGGCUCAAGGUAAAAGUGAGGCCCGGGCUCCGUGUCCGGUCCCAGAGAGGCCCAACGCAGACCCAACCGUCACUUUUGAGAGCAGAGAAGGAACCCAGAGGGGCACGGAGAGGACGUCGUACAGGCUGGGACGAGAAGGGAUGGAGAGACGGAGCGAGAAGGACCUGACCAAGAAUGUCGUAAGCGAGGAUGCGAAAACGGACUGUAAGGGCGUGGCUAAACGUUACCUGAGGAAUGUGACCAAUGAGGAGAGGAGGGGAGAGGAGGUGCGAUCAACAGAGACACGACGGACGAUAACCACCGAAAGAUCAAGAAGCCUGUCCAGGUUACCUGCCUCGUCGGACCUCACCAUGCAGAAUGGAACAUCCCAGUCCAAUAGCGCCACAACAAACUCAGGGCAAAUAAGGGGCCGAAAAACUCUGGAUACGCAAGAUGGCAAGUCGAGCACUGACAUAGGGAAACGUGAGGAAUCUCUAAACAAGUACAACUCUGCCCUCACCGAGUUACCUCCCACCAAGUCCCAGGAUGGUUUCAACCUGCUGCUGCGUCGCCAUGGAGGCUCCAAGAGAAACUCGCUGCUCCGUUGGUGUCAGAGCCAAACCCAGGGCUACAAGAAUAUUGACAUCACCAACUUCAGCAGCAGCUGGGCCGACGGCCUUGCCUUCUGCGCCGUCUACCACACCUACCUCCCCUCACACGUCCCCUACAGCAGCCUCACUCCAGAGAACAAAAGGGAGAACCUCGGUCUGGCAUUCAAAACAGGAGAGAGUGUUGGGAUCGCACAAACCCUGACAGUCGAGGAGAUGCUGAGAGCAGGGGGUCCUGACUGGCAGAGGGUGCUGAGCUACGUGGAGAGCAUGUACCGUCACUUUGAGAUGUGACUGCUGACAGAGGUACUGACGGGACACAGCAAAGGAAACUCAUCAUGUUGUUGUGACGACGUCUCCAUCAUUUCUGUCAGGAAACUGGAGAAACAGUUCUGUAUGAAAAAUUGAAUAUUGCUUGACAUGCAGUGCAGGAUUUCUUAGAAAACUCCAAUAUCUAUGACUCAAAGCCGUCGCAACCAAAGGAUAUAAAACGCUGACGUCAGCUUUUCCCACAAGGGUCGUUUCCUUUCAUAUUUAAUGUGACUUUACAAAUGCCGGCUCAGUCAGGAAUGAGGGUGUAGAAGAUUCCAGCACAUUGGAUUUCAAAUAUUUACUGAAUAAGUGAGUUUACAUACAAUCUAAACAUCUCACAGCUAAGCAGAUGUGUUAGCAACACAUGAGGAAGAUCCUUGUUUUGUCAUUUUGCUAAAAACUUAUUUGAUCAGUAAAUUUGGGAAAUAAUAUGUGCUAUAUAGGUACCUGAUAAAGGCUUAAUCUUGAAAAUCUAACAGAUAAAAAAUUAUAUUUAAGAAAUUAUAAAUAUUUUUUAAUAUCAAUUUUGUUUCUGUGGGUUGAAGUUUGCUUUGGCUUUUUUGCUGUCAUGUGGAAACGCUCCCUCACCAUAAACUAAAGAUGGACAACAUGACUGCUCCCCUAAAGUGAAGCCAAAAGAUCUCUAUCACCACUUGCCUCUUCCAUGUUAGGUGAUGGGACUUGAACCUAACUAAAGAAGUCACUUAAACUUUUUUUAAAGAUGGUUUCUAUCAAUUUAAGAUAGUGAAAGAGGUUAAACAUCCUGAUUGACAGCUAAGAAUGACAUGGGAUUGGUCGUGCGCAUGUAUUGAAGGGACCUCACUGUUGCGGUGCCAUCCCCGAUUACUAUUAUUCAGACUCUGACUCCAAAUCUGUAAGAAGAUGGUUUUCCUAUCUCGGAUAUUUUCUCCUCAUUCUUGGAUAGUUGGAAGAAAUAAAAACAGGUCGUCCUGUUACAGUGUCUCUGACCAGGCCGAGGCAGUGACUCCAGACAAUAUUUCAUUUUUUGUUGUUGUUUACCUGCCUGUAUGUUUCAUAUCCUUAACCAGCUGACAUUUCACACAAAUCUGUGAGUAGUCCGAAAACUUUGGAUUCAAUCCAAGUGCGCAGUUUAUCCAUUUGAGUAAAAUCAUUUGAGAUAAGCAAAAUGCAAAGAGUUGCAUAAUGCAGCUUUCUAAAAUAAAGCUUAUCAUUGACCACCAUUCGAGAAGAUAGGUUUUUUUGAUAGUAGCUCUUGGAGAAAGGUUGUGUAAACAGAACGAGGUACUGUAAACGUCUCCACACUGGCAGAAACUUUAUCACAUUGUGACUUUCAUCAGAUAUGUUCAACCUUGCCUUUUUUUAACCUUGUAUGUGACUCUCUCUUUGUUUCCUGGACCUGUUCAGCACUCUGUAAAUAUGCACUUUGUCCGCACUUUUUUUUUUGGUGUAAGAAUGUAAUGAUGUACAGUACAGAUCUGUGUGAAAACCUUGGGUGGGCGUUCAGAGUCAAGGCUGCAGUCCAGUCAGUUUUUGCUUUGUGAAUGGCAGUCGAUGGUUUCUCACAGGAAAACACUGGGACUGUGUGGCAGUGAUCGAAAUCAAAAAAACAAUACCAUGCCUCUGUGUUAUCAUGAGUGUGCCAGUGCUGCCUUGGUGCUCAGGGAUGUGCAUGACAGCCAUGACACAUAGCAAAAAAACACACGCACAAACACACACAGAGUUUUCAUUUCAUGUUACUGCUGCAUCCGCCAAACAUCUUAUUUCACAAGAGCUGAACAACUAAACACCAGGUGCUGUCAUGACACGUUUAAUGCCGCGUGUGUUGCCAAAGUCGUACGUGCCAAAAUACACCAUCUAUUGUAAAACCUGUUUAUAUGUAACUAAUGUGAAAAAUGAAACUUGAUACCAAAGAAAUAAAGUAUUAAUAUGAAA
Pleuronectes platessa (European plaice) is the source of this 3950-nucleotide messenger RNA. RefSeq names its product cytospin-A. The record is from RefSeq and is a predicted model, not a curated record. Bases 219 to 2018 code for a protein of 599 amino acids. The transcript has 12 exons. NCBI's taxonomy places the organism in Eukaryota, Metazoa, Chordata, Actinopteri, Pleuronectiformes, Pleuronectidae. Gene Ontology annotation, molecular function: protein binding.